This is a messenger RNA of Candidula unifasciata, 489 nucleotides long. NCBI's taxonomy places the organism in Eukaryota, Metazoa, Mollusca, Gastropoda, Stylommatophora, Geomitridae. The record is from the annotation of a GenBank genome assembly.
AUGGUGAUUACAACAGGUACUGAGGUUAUGGUGAUUACAACAAGUACUGAGGUUAUGGUGAUUACAACAAGUACUGGGGUUACGGUGAUUACAACAGGUACUGAGGUUAUGGUGAUUACAACAAGUACUGAGGUUAUGGUGAUUACAACAGGUACUGAGGUUAUGGUGAUUACAACAAGUACUGAGGUUAUGGUGAUUACAACAGGUACUGAGGUUAUGGUGAUUACAACAGGUACUGAGGUUACGGUGAUUGCAACAGGUACUGAGUUUAUGGUGAUUACAACAAGUACUGAGGUUAUGGUGAUUACAACAAGUACUGAGGUUAUUGUGAUUUUAACAGGUAAUGGGGUUAUGGUGAUCACAACAGGUACUGAGGUUAUGGUGAUUACAAGUACUGAGGUUAUGGUGAUUACAACAGGUAAUGGGGUUAUGGUGAUUGCAACAAGUACUGAGGUUAUGGUGAUUGCGGAAGGUACUGUGUUAUGUUGA